CUCACGAAGAGGAACCCAAUCCCGGAAGCAGUGACAAUAAUGCUAGAUGGGAUGUGUCGCUACCUCUUUUGCGGUCUCAGAGUUGUAGCUUACCUUUUGUGAAACACUCGAAAUGAAUUUAGAAGACGUCCCUAAACGACUAUGUGGGGAAUACUGAGAUGGUUUUACCGCCUUCAUGUCCGUCUACAUAUCCAUCUACUAUCAAAUGCUGGUCCUGAAGUUCCGCAUCACAGAAUGUUAUUGUGAAGAGGGAACACAUUAGGGUAGGAUGCACUCUUCAAACCACCGACUGCGAGAAAUGGAGCAGCACCAUCCGCUGCUGUCGGCAGGUGGCGACGUUGAGUCUGGUAGCCUCACGGCCGGAGUGAUGGUCGGCGGCGCCCACGCGGACCAUACCGCCGGGAACCGUACGGUGUGGUUUAUCCAGGACAGCUGUGGUAUGGUGUGCGCUGGCAUGACUUGGUUCCUGGUGCUGUACGCCGAGUUUGUUGUGAACUUUGUCAUGCUGAUGCCCGCCAAGAGCUUCUGGUAUUCUCUGCUGAACGGAGCCACCUUCAACUCCCUAGCCGUGCUGGCUCUGGCCUCACACUUGCGCACCAUGUUGUCAGAUCCGGGUGCGGUUCCCAAAGGCAAUGCAACCAAGGAGUACAUGGAGAGGUUGCAGCUGAAGCCUGGUGAGGUCAUCUACAAGUGCCCAAAGUGCUGCAGCAUAAAGCCUGAGAGAGCACACCACUGCAGUAUUUGUAAAAGGUGCAUCCGGAAGAUGGAUCACCACUGUCCCUGGGUCAAUAACUGCGUGGGAGAAAAGAAUCAGAGAUUCUUUGUCCUUUUCACUAUGUACAUAGCACUGAUAUCUGCUCAUGCACUGGGCCUCAGUGGCAUGCACUUCUUCACGUGUAUUAAAGUACAGUGGAACGAGUGCAGUGACUUCUCUCCUGGGGUGUCCGUGCUACUGCUGAUCUUCCUCUGUCUCGAAGCCAUCCUAUUCCUCACUUUCACUGCUGUCAUGUUUGGUACGCAGAUACACUCCAUCUGCAAUGACGAGACGGAGAUCGAACGUCUGAAAAACGAGAAGCCCACCUGGGAGCGUCGCACCAGAUGGGACGGAAUGAAAGCCGUGUUUGGCGGCCCGCCCUCCCUGCUGUGGUGUAACCCAUUCACGGGGCUGCGCCUGCGCCGCCUCAUGCUCUUAAACCAAGCUCGCCGUCCUGGGUCUGAGUUUUCCAUCUGAGGGCCACCUCUAAUGAGACUCUUGAGGAAGGUGAUGGAAUGGACAUCAGCUCACAUGGUACUGGCCUUCAUGUGUGGGUGACGGGGUGCUCCGGUGGGGCUGCACAACUUCAGCAACCUCCACUCAAUGUCCGCACUUUCUCACAAGAUUUCCAACAUAAGGCGGUUUUUGGUUUGUGUGGUGGUGACGCAUGCAGUAUAUAACUCAAGCGAGUCUUUUAUUUUUCCUGCUCCUCUCGCAAUUGGCUUCUUUUUUUUUUUUUUUUUUUAAUCAUUACAUGUUUUUGAUGAGAUUCAAAGUAAAUAUUUGACAGGGAGGACGAAAGGGGGCAAGCGGCAUUAUUGCAGACGACCCAGACAAAGGACGCACACUACUUGUAUGACACUUGAGAGGGUCUAGCACAAGACAGAGGAUGUGUGCUGCUUUGAUUUGCAUGUGUAACAGUGCAAUCAGUCGCCCGCGCCAGGCUGAUGAGGCUGUGAACAACAAGCUUCUUUCUUCUGUGCAGGGCUGAGUGGCUUUUACCAUGUUUUCAUCUCCUGCAUCAUCAACAUCAUUUUGUCUCUGGCUUCACUCUUUUUGCCCAGUACAAAACAUGUUUUUUUAUGAAUAGCUACUGCAGCGAGCUAUCUACCUAUGCCUCUCUGUAGAUAAAUGAAUCUCUUGAGUAUCCUUGCCUGCUUUGGUGGAUCAGUCUUGAAGGUUACUUUUGUAGAUCAUUUGGGCUUGCCAAGCUGCCUGCAGCAAGUUUUGGACCCUGCAGUGGCUUUGCAUGCUGCUUGGCUAUCAUGACACAAGCACAACAUUCUUUUGUGCUUAAACUUUAUGCUCAUUCUAAGCUGGUGAAUUACAGACUUUGCAGUGGACUCUGGUGGUGUCUUUUUCUAUCACGUAAGCCUGGAACAAGCAGACCUUCCCAGUGUUUUUGGAACACUUAAUGCCUUUUAACAACUUACAUUCAAUUCAUCCAUUAGCCAUCAUUUCCACAUGUUGUCAUGCUGUGGUUAGCUAAUAGGACUUUUUUUUUUCACUGGAUGAAUGUGGCAUUUAAAAAAAAAAAAAAAAACAGGAGUUCAGAUUUAACGAUAAAGCAUUGUCAAUUUUCCCUCUAUGCGUGGGAUGGUGUACUGGUUUUUGUUGUCAUCUGUGGUUGCCAGAGGAAGGGACUAUUUCUUCCUCAGUGUUUACACUAUGAAAGGUUGGUAUACAGAUGCUAUGUGACGAAUGUUAAACAAGUUGGCACUGUUUCUAAACUGUUUCAGGAGAGUUUUAUUAAUGCAGUCCUUGUGGGUGUUUUUCUCUUGUUACUCUGCUGGACAGGCUAAAAUUGGCAACCCCUCUUGUUGCUGAUUAAAUGCAAGCAUAUAUCUUAACAAUUUAAUUCAGGUAAUCCCGUCAAACAAAUUUAAAUAGGACUGAAGACCAGCUUAUUCAUUAAGUGUGGCUGCAAAAUGGGUGAUACGAAUAUAGGAACAGAAGUGGAGUUUACUGGUAGGAUGUGCUUUAUUCUAUAUCUGAUUAUUAAAGGUCAAGAAUAGAGUUCAGGAUCAACAAAUGGCUGUAAAGGAGGACAUUGCUGUAAACUAUUUAAAUCAUGAUUCCUGGGUUACAGGAUACAGGGUUAGCAGCUAUGAGGUGUGUUUUCUAUAUCCGAUUAUAUCUUAAACCCCUGCAUUACAUCAUGAUGACAUCAACGGGUUGUGUGGUCAUGCUGUUAACCACACCGAAAACAGUUUUCUGUCCCCUGAGAUCAAGUCUUGCAGCUUUUAUUACAGAGUAUAAAGGAUACUAUGAUCAUUGUAUAAACUGAAUGGUUUAUUUUGUUUUUGUUUCAUUUUGUUUUUUAAAUACUGUAUGUGUCAUGUUAAUUGUCAUUUUAAAUAAUAAACCUAAUUAAAUGAAAACUACAAGUGUAA
This is a messenger RNA of Dunckerocampus dactyliophorus (ringed pipefish), 3147 nucleotides long. RefSeq names its product zinc finger DHHC-type palmitoyltransferase 7 (gene zdhhc7). Lineage: Eukaryota; Metazoa; Chordata; Actinopteri; Syngnathiformes; Syngnathidae. The record is from RefSeq and is a predicted model, not a curated record. Gene Ontology annotation, molecular function: protein-cysteine S-palmitoyltransferase activity. Gene Ontology annotation, cellular component: Golgi apparatus; endoplasmic reticulum. The coding region runs from base 269 to 1231 and encodes 320 amino acids. Gene Ontology annotation, biological process: peptidyl-L-cysteine S-palmitoylation; protein targeting to membrane. The transcript is spliced from 8 exons.